CAGACCAGAGUUUUUCGCAUUUGCACGGACAGCGUUCGUUAAUGGGGCUGGCUGGCUGCUUUCUUUUUGUUUGAUGCGUCGGGAUGCAUGUCAUGUUGUUUGUUUCGUUAGACCUGGAAGGGUGGGCCAACACAGAACAAACACAGUCAUCAAGAGGGUGGGAGUACACUGACUGACAGCCCCUGGAGACAAAACCUGCCCACCCCACUCACAGAUAGAUAGCUCUCUCGGUCCAAAAUCGACACACAUGCACACCAAUGUAUCCAUCCAUCCAUCCGUGUGAGCGCUACACGGAAGCGAAAAGGGGGCGCAGCCCACUGACUGACUGGCACCAUGCCACCUCGUUGGCUUCACUCAUUUCGCGCCUCCCUCGUCAAGAAGCCAUCCCUCCCUCGACCAACCAACCAGCCCCAGUCAUGCCCUGCCCGGGUCACUUGUCACAUCUGAUACGCUGAUAGGCCUCCUCCACCUGCUGCUGCGCCACCUCAGUCGCGUGGUUGCGGCUCGCCUUCUCGGCUGCAUACAGACAGACAGAGAAAGAGAGAGACCAGGGAGAGGGCAACCUUGUCCCACUGUGGCCGUGUGAGUACUGUGUGUGUGUGUGUGUGUACCUGUUGGCGAUUCAAGCUCAGGUAGGACGGCCAUGCCGACGGGAGACCGCUGCACCGUCCGGACCUCACCCAACUCCUUCGACACCUGCACAGCACAGCACAGCACAGCACACGACAAGGCAGGCAGACGGACAGACUGAGCAAACGCAUCCUCGAGCGCAUCGCAUGUGUGUCUGUGCUGACCGUUGUGGGUGGGGGCAGGACGGGAUGGCACCACAGCGACACUGGGAAGAAGUGAGUGGGCGUCCGGGCCUGACAACGGUCACACGAGCCGUGCGUGAAUGAGGUUGCCCUUACAAAUCUUGUCUCAUCUCUCUGGUCAGUCACCUUUUUGGCAAGAACGUUGAACAUCUGCACAGCCUUUGGGUCGAACGGCGCCACAACAAACUCGCCAUUCUCAUCCGGCCGGUCACGACCACCGCUGGGCGCCACCCAUAGCAAGAAGCCGCCCUUGGCCAACAGCUCCUGCACACACGCAUACACGACGUGUAAUGGAAAGAACACGUGUUUGUUGAUCUGAUCGGCCGGCUGGCUGACCGAGAGCGCCUGCAUGGAAACGAUGUUUUGCCUCUGUUUCUCCUCUUUGAGCUCUGGCGGGUUGUCGAGAUGCCGCUUCGAGUUGAUGCACAGCAGGUUGCGGCCCAUCGAAAAGGGAAUCGUCAGGGGGUCUGACGUCACCCUGAGGCAAGCAAGGCAGUCAGUCGCCAUACACACACCACGCGCAGCGCGGCUCUAUGCUCGCUACCGUACCUGUGUCCCGCGACACACACGAUCUUCUCCCCCAGCUCAGGAAAACCCAAGUGCUCAAACAAAAGACUCAUCAGCUGACCGCCACACACAUCGACACGACAGACAGACAUCACCGCCUGUGUGUGAGGUGAGAUGUGCGUUGCUACCUGCGGGUCGGCCUCCGACUGGUGGUUCGACAGAAAUAUGACAUUCUCGCCCUUGUCGAGCAGCUCACGUACUCUCUGCAGCUGAUCAACUCCCUCGAGCUGACAGACACCGAUCAAGCCACGUAGACAGACAGACAAACCUAUGGACGACUCCUCUCACGCGUGUGGUGUGGUUUCUGUGGAUGUGUGGUCACCUUCGACUUUUCUAGAUCCACAAGCGGCCUGAACAGAUCGUUGCCUGACAAGUUUGACAAAUCGCCAGCACCAUCAACAAGCAGCAGCGGUGGCUUUGCGGCCAUGGCCGCGGCUGACCAAGCUUGUAAAGGUCCAGGGGCUGCCUGAUGGCGGUGUGGUAAGGCUCGAACUCAUAGCCGGCCAUAUCACGCGAAGCCUUCAACACAGACCUGACCAUGGAUGGAGCAGUCGACACGCAAAGCAUGCCGCCCACGUCGGUCGCUCGGCAAUCUGCUCGUGUGUGUGCAUGUGAGUACGUCAUGAUGUAGAGGUAUUCCUUGGGGUCCAGCGUGCCGCUCUUCUCCACCUCAGCAGUGUACUUGUCCACAAAACCCUGAAACACACACACACACACACACACACGCACACACACACAGAUGAAUCAAUGAAUGAGUGACAGGCCAUUGAAUGAGAGGCCUCUCACCAUGAAGUUCUCCAUCGCGGCGGCGUCGAUGGCCGACGUUGAGGGUCCCCCAUUCUCAGCCACAUACGCGUAGAUCUGAUCCAUUGACACACCAACCAGAGCCAGACAGACAGACAGACAGACGGGCAGACAGACAGUGAGAGAAACACCACAUCCAUCAGACAGGGAAAUUCCCGUGUGCUCACCAUUUUCUUGGCCUCCUGAAGCGAGCCAACAGGCGCUGCAGCCACGGAGGGACCAGCAUGCCUCACCACAGAAGAGGCAGGACCAGAAGAGGACGUUGACACAGAUCUGCCCGCCUCUCUGCCCCUGAGCAGCCGCCGCACAUCAUCGCGAGCAGCGCCACUGGCCGGCCGCGUCAGGAAGGCGCUGUGCGGCCGCCUCUGCGGCUGAAAGGCAUCUGCAUAUGAGAGGAGGCAGACGAGCAGCGAGAGACCAAGGAACUGGACGAGGCGGCACGGCAGCCUCAGAAUGCACAGAGAUAGCGCCAUCCGCUGACAAAGAUCGUUG
Molecule: messenger RNA, 2675 nt
Organism: Vitrella brassicaformis
Lineage: Eukaryota; Vitrellaceae
Source: the annotation of a GenBank genome assembly